AUGUUAAAUUCGUAUUCAUUUGGAGAAUACUACGAGACGAGCUUGAUGGAUCUCAAAAACCUGCCCUCCAGUUCUUCGGCCUACAGUUCAGUCUACCUUGGAAUUACUAAGCAUAGAUUGACAGGGAGAUAUGCAGUUAAUCUCUGGGACGAAACCAAGGGUAAAAAAGGUACCUAUGAUCAGGAAGCGAAUGCUGCCAGAGCUUUUGAUCUGGCAGCUCUCAGGUAUUGGGGUCCAGCAGCUGUAACAAACUUUCCAAUUAAAAACUAUGAGAGAGAGUUGGAAGAGAUGAAGAACAUGUCAAAGCAAGGAUAUAUUCAAUUUAUAAGGAGGCUAGGUUUGGGAGACAAUCAGGAAGAGGCAGCCAAGGCUUAUGACAUUGCUGCCAUCAAAUUAAGAGGAGAAAAUGCUGUUACGAACUUUGACAGAAGCAGAUAUGAUGUGCAAGCCAUCGUGAACGGCACACUUUCUGUAGGAAGGAAACCAAAGCGAAGUAGAGAUGAAGUAGCAGAUAAGGAAUCUUUUGAAAACAUGGUGUCUCUGGGUACCUCCACAUUCUGCUUCCCUGGGCAGUCCUCAGGUCUUGUUAGAGCUGGUGAUAACAACAGUGUCUGA
This is a messenger RNA of Cryptomeria japonica (Japanese cedar), 615 nucleotides long. RefSeq names its product AP2-like ethylene-responsive transcription factor AIL6. The record is from RefSeq and is a predicted model, not a curated record. Lineage: Eukaryota; Viridiplantae; Streptophyta; Pinopsida; Cupressales; Cupressaceae. The transcript has 7 exons. Bases 1 to 615 code for a protein of 204 amino acids. Gene Ontology annotation, molecular function: DNA-binding transcription factor activity; DNA binding. Gene Ontology annotation, biological process: regulation of DNA-templated transcription.